Molecule: messenger RNA, 981 nt
Organism: Glycine soja
Lineage: Eukaryota; Viridiplantae; Streptophyta; Magnoliopsida; Fabales; Fabaceae
Product: disease resistance protein RPP2B-like
Exons: 4
Coding region: 95-895 (266 amino acids)
Biological process (GO): defense response
Source: RefSeq, a predicted model, not a curated record
UUGUUUCUUUUCAAGUGAUCAAUUCUGGGGUUAUGACGGACAUGUACCUCUUGAGAAAAUUCUAGGCUAUCGGAAAUUUUAUCCCAAAAUUGGUAUGAAAGUUCUUGUUGAAAAAUCACUCAUAAGUUUUGAUUGUUAUGGGAAUAUUCAAAUGCAUGACUUGUUCAAAGAGUUGGGCAAGACUAUUGUCCGAGAAAAGGCACCCAAGGAACCUAGAAAGUGGAGUAGGUUAUGGGACUACAAGGAUCUCCAAAAAGUUAUGAUAGAAAAUAAGGAAGCCAAAAAUCUUGAAGCGAUAGUUAUUGAUAUUGAAAAAUAUCAAGAAGAGUUUCUACAACGAACAAUGACAGUAGAUGCUCUAUCAAAACUGAUUCAUCUUAAAUUACUCAUGUUUAAGAAUGUGAAUUUUUCAGGAAUCAUCAAUUAUCUUUCUAAUGAAUUGAGAUAUUUACAAUGGAAUAACUAUCCUUUCAUGUCUUUGCCAUCAAACUUUCAUCCGGAUCAACUUGUAGAAUUGAUUCUACCUUAUAGCAAUAUCAAAGAAUUGUGGAAAGACACAAGGUAUCUGCCCAAUUUGAAAAUUCUAGAUCUCAAAUACUCCCAAAAUCUUAUUGAGAUACCAGACUUAAGUGGAGUCCCACAUCUUAGGAAUCUCGAUCUCGAAGGAUGUACAAAAAUUGUACGCAUCGAUCCAUCCAUUGGUACUCUAAGAGAGCUUGUUUCUCUGAAUUUGAGGAAUUGUAAAGAUCUUUCCCUUAAUCUGAAUAUCAUUUUUGUGCUUAGUUCUCUUGUGGUCCUUAAUCUCUCAGGCUGUUACAGAAACCAAGGGAGACAGAACAUAUGGAAAAAAUUGAUGAAAAUAGAAGUUCCAUCCAAUUAUCAACAUCCUCUGUAAACGAAAUGCUAAUGCUGCCUUUCUAUAUUUUUUCCUCUUGGAAACAAGAAGAUUCACUUGGUUUGUUGGUUCCUUAUUUAUCUCGU